UUUAUCAUAUACCUGUAUAUGAAAUUCACAAUGGCCGAUAUAUGCUAACCUUAUGCAGUUGGUCAAAGGAUCUCCAGAGUGUCCUCGUAGGCAAGAACAUACAGGACGUCCACCAACGAUAGAACACUGUGCAUUGCGACCGCAAGUACUGGCAGUACAAGUACAUGUGCCAGUCUCACAGGUUGAAUAGUAAGGGUGGAGCAUACCUAAAGAAUGAAAACAAUAAUCGGGUGUUGAGGAUGAACGUACGGUUGCCCUUGGGGCAUAUCGAUGACAUAAUUGUAUUAGAAAUAAAUGUUAUUUUGAAAUUACGCAUGUAGUGCUGUUAAUAAAGCAAUAUAAUUUCCAAAUUCUA
Molecule: messenger RNA, 355 nt
Organism: Acanthoscelides obtectus
Lineage: Eukaryota; Metazoa; Arthropoda; Insecta; Coleoptera; Chrysomelidae
Source: the annotation of a GenBank genome assembly